GCAUGUCCUGUUUUUUUAAUUUAUUUUUAUUUAAGGUUAUUGAAUCAUUCUAUGUUUAAUGUCAUUAAUCCGGCAGAUGCAUUGUCAGAAUUCCAAAUGUGAUAUGAUAUCCCUUUUAUGAUAUUGUCACCAUUCCUAACAUUGUCUUAUUCAUGCUGAGAAGACUUGCUGAGGAUGAGUAUUGGGCUUUUAAACUGAGGGAUAAAUAUAGAAGCAACAAAAUUAGCUGGAGGAAACAUUUAAGAUAAUUGAAAAUGCUAGAUGAGAAAUAAGACUUUUUUUUUUUACCCAACCAGUUGUUGUUAUUCAAAAUGCACUGCAUAAAGUGGUGGUGUUUAAUUGGAUCUAACAAUGCCUACGUUGAGCUAUACUAAGAAACCCUCUUGCCAGAAAUUAGAUUGCUGAGUCCUGUUUUUUCAGUGGUCUGUGAUUGAAAAUUGUGCACAAAUUAUGUUUGUGACAAUUUCUGGUCAAUCACUAUUGUAGAUUAUAACUUCAACACAAUAUUCACUUCAGGAACAUAUGUGAUGGCAUCAUCCUUCUUGAAACACUCCUUUUGGAGCCUUGCAGGGCAUCUUGGACCACAUCAUCCUGGGGGCAUUUAUUAAAAGGGAACUCCUGAGACAGUAUGGUCUUAAAAUCAUAGCAUCACGUUGGAUGGGCAGCAAGGAGAUCGCAUCCUGAACCUGUCUCUGGAUAAACUACCUGAAUCCAUCACUGGAUAAUCUUCCUGAAUAUCACCUAAACCUUUGGGAUAUGCAAGCUGUUGCCUGCAGCUUCUUUGCCCCUGGAGCUUGGACAGAAUCUAAGGAUCUCAUAAAGGAGGGGAAUGAAAGCAACUUCGAAGUUGAUGACUGAUGAUCAGAGAUGUCAGAGUGAUGCAGCACAGAACAAAGCUGUCCUACCUAUGCCACCCCUUGGGAAAACUGCCCAAUUAGUUCCAGUAGGUUGCUUUCCCAUCACCCAGAAAUCUGGUCUUCCUGUGUCCGCCUACUUCCCUUUUGAAUCUGAUCCCACCAAUCUUAUGUUGGACAUUCUAACAACUCCAGAUUGUUCACAGCUUGAAACAUCCACCAUGAUAAUCAAGACAACUGUUAUGAUUUCGAUCAUCCUCACAGUCUCAGGCUUAUGGGCCGAUGACAGAGAUCAGUUUCGAAAUGCCUUGAGGGACUGCAUCAGCCAAUUGAACAACGAUGCCAAAGGCAGUGCAGACCUGCGCCAGGGCUUGAAUAUUAACCAACGACACAUCAUCACAAAGGCUAACCCUGGCCGGACUCCCCUUGCAGACGGCUUUGAAACAAGAAUGUCAGAGAGAGCAGAGGCCAUUCAACUGCAGGUCGUACAGCAGCUGGGUGACCUGAGUGAGAAGCUCUCAGGUGCCAUUGAUAGCAUGCAUAAGAAGAUCAGCGAGGACGUUGAAGAACUUACUCAAAAGCUGACACCCAAUGCUGAAGCACUCAGCCGACAACAGGACAACAACACUGACCAACUGCGGCAGACAUUGAGUCCCUACAACAAGGUUCUUAAGGCCAAGCAGGAGAGCACAGAGGAUGUGAGGGAUGUGCUGAGUCUGUUCACUGAGCAAAUGCAACAGAAAAACAUUGGAAAUGCAAAAAACCGGAGCAUGACUGGCAAUGAUGAGGAGAUCCGGAACAAGUUUGACCAGGCCUUCCAGGAGCUGCUCAAUAAGAUGAUUCCCCUUAUCAAAGAUAGCAUGAGCAAGGUGAGCCAACUGGCUAGUGAAAUGGCCCAGAAAGGUUGUUCCAAGUAUUGAGAAUACAAAGGUAAGAAUGAGAGAGACUCAUAGUACAAAAAGUGGUUCCAUAACUUCAGUGAACUAACUGAAAGCAAACCUCACAAGUGUUGAAAGCAUGAAACAAAAUCUGCAAUCGUACAUCAUACAAAGAUCUCAGCAACAACAUCAACCAAUAGAUCAGACCAGCAGUCCCUAUAAAGAAGGCAACAAGAAUGUGGAGCAGACGCAAAAGAGAGUUGUCCCCAAGUGCAAACAUCAAUCAGCAGAACCUUCAGUGUCAGCCCUCAGCUUUGCCGAACUUCCACCAGCAGCAGUUAGAGACUAAAAGAAAUAGAAAAAUACUUAGCUGAACUGUGUCCUAGAAAUGUGGAGUUGCUUUGGAAUACAAAAUACCAUGUCUCUGUUUAUAGUUAUUGAUAACUGUUAGAAUGUAUUUAUUUGUAGAAAGUAAUGAUUUUGAAGUCACUAAUUAAAAUUUUCAAGCCUGAUAUGUGGAAUGUGGUUUCCUGAACUCACCCUUGUAUCUCUGUAAUUUUCAUCAGCCCAAUGACCCUCUGUGAAAGCUACACUGCUCCAAUUCUGGCCUCCUGAGUAUUCCUGAGUUUAAUGACUCCACCAUUGACAAUCAUGCCUUCACCUGCCAAGGUCCUAAGUUUCAAAAUGUCUUCUUCAGACCUCUCUGCCUCACUAUUUAGGAAGGGAAAAAAGCAAGGAAAAUGACGUAGUGAAGAGUAAGUAGAAGUUGUAAAUGUUAUUUUCAGGAAAUAAGCAUUAACACUUCUAAAAUUAGGCCUUUAAGGGCAGAAGUUGUUCAAAAGGAAUUUUAUCUCAAUAUGUCAUUAAAAACUCAGUCAUGCCUCUUUCAGGAGGACAACAUUUGCGGCAGUUUUUAUUGUGAGAAUAGUGCAUAACUGGUUGAAAUGUGCAUUAAGUCAGUAUUUCCACAUGGAUUACCGUGUUGGUUAUGUCCUGUAGAGGAGCAGAGUUUUAUUGACGGCAUUUACAAUUUCUGUAUUUAACAGCCCAAUGCAGACUUCAGAAGUAUUUGAUUAGUUCAGCACAACAUUGUGGGCUGAAGGCCCUGUUCCUGUGCUGUACUGUUCUAUGUUCUAUGUUCUGUGUUCUAUGUUCUAUGUAAGUAGCUGUAAGUUUCAGAGGACAUUGACAAUGUGAUUAAAGUUUUGCCAUGAUUCCACCACAA
Messenger RNA from Pristis pectinata (smalltooth sawfish), 2957 nucleotides. Its product is annotated as apolipoprotein A-IV-like. NCBI's taxonomy places the organism in Eukaryota, Metazoa, Chordata, Chondrichthyes, Rhinopristiformes, Pristidae. The transcript has 7 exons. Bases 830 to 1774 code for a protein of 314 amino acids. The record is from RefSeq and is a predicted model, not a curated record.